AAAUCACCAAAAACCCUAAUAUCUCUUCUUCUUCUCAUUUCUCUACGUACAGCAGCCGCUAGGCCGAAGUGUGAGUUGAGAAACAAUGGUGUCAGGGUCAGGGAUCUGCGCAAAGAGAGUGGUGGUGGAUGCAAGGCACCACAUGUUGGGUAGGUUAGCAUCCAUCAUAGCAAAAGAGUUGUUGAAUGGGCAAAAAGUUGUUGUUGUAAGGUGUGAAGAGAUAUGUAUCUCUGGUGGUUUAGUUAGGCAAAAGAUGAAGUACAUGAGGUUCUUGCGUAAACGCAUGAACACUAAGCCUUCUCAUGGUCCUAUUCACUUCCGCGCACCUUCUAAGAUCCUUUGGCGCACUAUUCGUGGGAUGAUUCCCCAUAAGACUAAGCGUGGAGAAGCUGCUCUUGCUCGAUUGAAGGUGUAUGAGGGUGUUCCUCCUCCAUAUGAUAAGAUGAAGAGGAUGGUUAUCCCUGAUGCGCUCAAGGUGUUGAGGCUUCAAGCUGGACACAAAUACUGUUUGUUGGGCAGACUUUCUUCUGAGGUUGGAUGGAACCACUAUGAGACCAUCAAGGAACUUGAGAGGAAGAGAAAGGAGAGGGCUCAAGUGGCCUAUGAGAGGAAGAAGCAGUUGACAAAGCUGAGGGUUAAAGCUGAGAAGAUUGCAGAGGAGAAACUCGGUCCUCAGCUAGACGUUAUUGCUCCUAUCAAAUAUUGAUUUUGAAAGAAGGUUGUUUUUGUCAAGUGGAAAAUUUGAGAAUACUGUUGUUGCAGCCAAAUUCUGUUUACUGCAUUAACUAUUUCUGUUUUUGAGUGGAUUAAUUUUGGGUAGUUGUUCUAUUUAAUCUCAUGCUAUAUAGAGUUUUUUUCUUAAAAUGAUUUUUGAUAUUAGCAAUUGUUUUUGAAUGUCAGUUAUUAUUAUUAUUAUUAUUAUUAUUGUUAUUA
Ricinus communis (castor bean) is the source of this 933-nucleotide messenger RNA. Its product is annotated as 60S ribosomal protein L13a-4. The transcript is spliced from 4 exons. The record is from RefSeq and is a predicted model, not a curated record. Gene Ontology annotation, cellular component: ribosome; cytosolic large ribosomal subunit. The coding region runs from base 86 to 706 and encodes 206 amino acids. Lineage: Eukaryota; Viridiplantae; Streptophyta; Magnoliopsida; Malpighiales; Euphorbiaceae. Gene Ontology annotation, biological process: negative regulation of translation; translation. Gene Ontology annotation, molecular function: structural constituent of ribosome; mRNA binding.